Molecule: messenger RNA, 1203 nt
Organism: Sporothrix brasiliensis 5110
Lineage: Eukaryota; Fungi; Ascomycota; Sordariomycetes; Ophiostomatales; Ophiostomataceae
Exons: 1
Coding region: 1-1203 (400 amino acids)
Source: RefSeq, a predicted model, not a curated record
AUGCCUCGGCCGUCUUUGCGCUCUGCGCUGGGGCGGACCACGCGCAGCCAGUUGACGACGGCCUGCUAUGGGGCAUCCGGCGCUCGGGGCCCGUUGUCGAUCGAGACGACGGCGUUUUUCUCCUCGACACCCUCCCAAGCAGUCCUCAAGAACGUGCGUGGCCGCCAGGACCGCCUGGCCGCAGCGGCAUCCGAAGUCGGUUCCCUCAACGACAGCAGGAGCAACAACGCCACAGAUACGACAAAUACCACAAACAACAGCCGCAGGGGCGGCGCCCAAUUGAAUAACGGCGCGCCACGGUCGCGUGGGCCAUCAUAUGCGGCGGGACGCGGCGGCGGCAACAUCAUCAACCUCCGCAGCCUGCCGCGGAAUUCACGCGGCGGACCCCGUUUCGCUGCGAGCGCGCCAACGCCUCGCGUUAUCUCAAACCCUGCCUUCCAGGCCAGCCCCGGCGGAGAGAACCUGCUUCGUGACCGAGGAGGCUUUGGGCGCGGCCGGGGCCAGGGCCGGGGCCGAGGCCGAGGACGGAGCGGGCAGGGGCGGAGUGACGAAAACGAAGAAGAGGUCCCGGGGGACGAAAAGGACACAGACCCUCUGGCUCCCGAGAUCAUUGAGUACCUUGCCCGACAAAAGAUGGGCGAGUACUCGGACUUUGAGCCGCGUCUGACGCUCGAGGGUCUGCUGGGCUACCGGCCGGCCGUGGUCUCGACCGAAGGCGACGGCGCAGGCACCGUGGCGAUGGCACUGCGCGAGAUGCGCGUGCUGUCGGGCGGCGACGCCUUUGGCGGCAGCGAGGAGGAGGGCGCGUCGAGCAUGACGUCGGUGCCCAACGUGCAGAGCCUGCGCGAGCGCCUGCACAACGGCGAGACGGUCUUCUUUGACACGGCGAUGGAGCGGUCGAUGGUGGAGAAGGCGCUGCGCUCGUCGAGGGUGCAGAAGUGGCUGGCGAACAAGAAGCUGCCUGCCGACACGCCGCUUGUGGCACCGCUCAGCGAGGCCACCAAGGAGGUGAUUGUGGACGCGGCGAUUCGCGGCGCGUACGACACCGACACGGCCAAGAACGGCACGCUGCUGCAGACGCUGCACCGGUACCAGGGCAAGGACUACACGUACACUGAGCAGCACAAGCGCCAGUUUGAUGCCAAGAUCCUCGAACUGCUGCCCGAUGCCGGCCACAAGGUGGCGAAGACGGCAACGGCAUGA